AUGACUAAUAGAAAAGUCGUACUAGUUGCAUUGAGUGGAUGCUCUUCAAGUGGUAAGACUACAAUAGCUAAAUUAACAGCAGGACUAUACCCUGAUGCUACGUUAAUUCAUGAAGAUGAUUUCUAUAAGCAUGAUUCUGAGGUUCCUGUUGAUCCUAAACGAAACAUUCAAAACUGGGAUUCCCCUGAAGCAUUAAAUAUUUUGGCCUUUGAAAGGGAGCUUGAAAUAAUUAAGAAGACGGGAAAUAUUUCCCAGAAAUUGAUUCAUAAUAAUAAUGUGGAUGACAUGAAAAAAUUCCAGAUCGAUCCAAUGUCUUUAACGAAAUUGAAAACAAAAUAUGAGUCCAUUGAUAAAUCUAUCAAAGUAGUUCUUGUGGAUGGCUUUAUGAUAUACAACAAUCCCGUCUUGACGUCUAAUUUUGAUUUGAAAUUACUGAUCAGAGCACCUUAUGAUGUGCUGAAGGCGAGAAGGGCCGCAAGAUCAGGAUAUCAAACCCUGGAUUCUUUCUGGGUCGAUCCUCCAUAUUACUUUGAUGAGUUUGUGUAUAAAUCUUAUCGAGAUGCACAUGCCUAUCUGUUUGAAAAUGAUGACGUAGAAGGCUCAUUCAAACCCACUAAGAGGUUUAAUAUACAGUUAUUCGACAAUAGUGAUGAUGUUCCGAUUACAGUUGCUCUUGACUGGGUAUGUGAUCGCAUUGUAGAAGUAUGCAAAGAAAAUAAAUGA
Messenger RNA from Naumovozyma castellii, 723 nucleotides. RefSeq names its product ribosylnicotinamide kinase (gene NRK1). The coding region runs from base 1 to 723 and encodes 240 amino acids. The record is from RefSeq and is a predicted model, not a curated record. The transcript has a single exon. NCBI's taxonomy places the organism in Eukaryota, Fungi, Ascomycota, Saccharomycetes, Saccharomycetales, Saccharomycetaceae.